Molecule: messenger RNA, 2091 nt
Organism: Aspergillus steynii IBT 23096
Lineage: Eukaryota; Fungi; Ascomycota; Eurotiomycetes; Eurotiales; Aspergillaceae
Exons: 8
Coding region: 193-2091 (632 amino acids)
Biological process (GO): DNA repair
Source: RefSeq, a predicted model, not a curated record
AUAACAACAGAUCAAUACCGAAAUGGUCGGCAAAAAACAAUCCAAAGCCUCUAAGGCUAGGCCGGACUCGGUGCUACAUGGCCGUGUGACCAAAUCACAGAAGUCUCGUUUGCCCAGUAUAGUAUUCUCAUUCUAUACACACGGCUGGGAUGACUGAUAACAGCAGCACAUCCCGAAUCUCCAUCCGCGCCUAUGGAUGAGGAUGUUGUCUGCGGGGAGCCUCCAGCAUGGGCAGAGACCCGACCUGCACUGUGUGAUACCAUUCCAUGGUUCAACUCUCUCCAAGGAGGCGUAUAUCAUACAGGCAAAAUAUGCCGUGGAUUCCUUGUCGACCAAGACUGUGGGAUUCGCUCGUAUAUGGAUGAAGAGGUAGUCAUCACAAGAGUGGGUGGUGGUUGCCAUAAGGAUGCCGAUGGAAACUUGAUCCUGGACAAGGACCAAAGUCCGGACAGUUCCCAGGUGGUAAGCGUUAUAAACAGCAUGGAACAAGGCAUUCCCGUUGGUAUGGUGAUUGGAGAUCGCAACACCUUGCUGAAAGUGAAAGUGCCACACAGGUAUAAUGUGAUGGGCUUUUUCCGCAUCACGAAUGUGUGGUGGGAGGACAUCGCGGGAAGAUCAGGAGCCAAGCUGCGCUUGGAGAAAAUUGACAUCUCAAGUAAGAGUUGGUGGGCAGCUAAAAGCUCGUCAGAUCCACUCCCCUUUCACAUGCGCAAUUGCACAAAGGAACCCAAGAAAGAGCAGUGCUCUUCGUGUAGAAAAGUCAGCCCACAGGUGUACAGCCAGGGUUGGAUGUGUUUGAGGUCCAGUUGUAACAAAUUCUGGACACUUAAAGGGCUGGCGCCUACAAAGAAACUCGAGUUUGAUACUAAUUUCCUGAAUUUUCGCACCCCACCCGCCUCCGGUGCUAUGAUUCAUGACGAGCUGAUUCGCAGUUUUUCGUCUUUCCUGGAAAACUAUAGCGAAGAAGAUUCUUACUCGCGUUCCUCAUGGAAAGGUAUUGUUUGCCCUUCAUGCUCGAAGUGCAUAUCACGCGCACACUGGGAUGGAUGGAAAUGUGCCGAUGACCUUGCGUCUCCGUCCAAGACAUCGGAUAAGCUCUGUGACUUCGAGCAUAAGAUCGCCAUGCGCCCAAUCCCAUUGGAUUCUGUCAUUGGGAAUGCUAGUAGGCCCCCUGCUGGAACAGUGCCAAGUGUGACACUGGUAAUUGACAACAUCUCUGUCUAUCCAUAUGAGAUACGCAAAUAUACGAUGCCAAAUGAGGUUGGCUCAAUAACUCACCUUGUUUCAAACCCCCAGUCCAACAGUAGACCAAAUGGUCCGGACGACAUGUUUGGAGAAUUGCAACUGGGCGAUUUCGGACUGCGGCGUUAUCCACUGCAGCAAAGUGUUGUCGCAGGAACACAUACUGCCCAUUUUGCCUCCAACUACGGAAUGCCAUAUAAAUACGUCGUGUCUGUGGCGUCGAAGGCCUUUAGCGAAGCCCCUGGGGUGAUCUUACGGGCUUUGGGCCGUCUGACGUGGGCAACGAAAAAGGCGCUUGGUCCUGACUAUCUUCCACCAAACGAACUGCUUGCUUUGGGAUAUUUUGAGGCCAUGAAGAUUGGGUACCAUGACGAUGGUGAAACUUCCCUGGGUCCUACAAUUGCUUCGUUGUCGUUGGGCGGUCCAUCUGAAAUGAAAAUCCGAAUGAAAGAGAAAUGGUUCCGCGGACAAAGCAAAUCAGGUAAACUGCUGGCCCAUGAUCCGGUGCUCACUGGAUGUGAGUUUUGGGCCGAGCGACAGGCCCUGAAGAACGAAUUCGAAGCUGGGGACUUGUCGAUAGACGAGUACGAUGACUUACGCAGAGAAGUCCUCAAGAAGAGCCGACAUAGAGAGGCCGGUGCAUGUGUCACCCUGCAUCUCCGCCAUGGAGAUAUUGUGGUGAUGGAUGGAGAAUGCUUCCAAAAAUUCUACGAGCAUAAGGUUACGCCUUCCGAUAAGCUCCGCUUUGCUUUGACUGCUCGAUAUGUCAAGCCCGAUGAGCUGACAUCCGAGGAACUGGCAAAGGGAGAAUUCACAUUGACAGGCGAUCAAGUCUAUAAUGGAGAAUGA